Messenger RNA from Anopheles stephensi (Asian malaria mosquito), 1733 nucleotides. Its product is annotated as phenoloxidase-activating factor 2-like. Gene Ontology annotation, molecular function: serine-type endopeptidase activity. NCBI's taxonomy places the organism in Eukaryota, Metazoa, Arthropoda, Insecta, Diptera, Culicidae. Bases 305 to 1627 code for a protein of 440 amino acids. The record is from RefSeq and is a predicted model, not a curated record. The transcript is spliced from 3 exons. Gene Ontology annotation, biological process: proteolysis.
UGAAGCUGGUUGGGGUCGGCAAGCAGCACUAGCCUCGCACCGGACUCGCCUUCCUGCUCUAGUGCAUUAACUACAAUCUAUGAAUGCGUGCGCACCUCUGUACACGUAUGGGUAAAGGUUAUCAUCAGACGAUCACCUGCGGUGUGUUAUUUUUUGCUGCUGCUGUUGUGCUUCUUCUAUUUUCGGUAUUUCCCUAACGCUGAUUGCCGAAGAAAUCAAUACAAACAACACAGGCGGAAUGUCCGCGGGUUGGCGGGAAGUGUUAAUAGUAUAAAACCACACCAAGUUUUUACUCGCAUGCGGGAUGGAUUGUUUCUCAUCUUGCUGCGUACCCCUUCAAAUUAGCAUGAUGUCCCGAACCAUCGCGCUACUGGCCACAGUAGCUCUUAUGGCAGGCUUGGUAGCCUCUCAGGACACACUGGACGACUUGUACUUGUCGCUGUACAACUUGACCGAGAACAAAAACACCGUGACAGAACAACCAGCUGCUGCUGCCUUGCCGCCUGCGCCUGUUGCCCCACAGGCUCCGGUACAGGCUGAACAACGCUAUACCUGCACCGGCGAGUGUGUGCAGUAUUACCUGUGCAGCGACAACAAGAUCAUUACGGACGGUGCCGGCAUUAUCGAUAUUCGCGUCGGUGAAGACGCAACCGAGGAGUACGAGUGCCCACACUUCCUGAACACCUGCUGCGAGAAGGACUCGGUGCUGGUUGAACCGCCACCGACCGCCACCAAGGCACCACCGACCACGAACACUGGACCGGGUGGACCGGAACCGCGCCGGCCAACCUGCGGUUUCCGCAAUGUCGAUGGGCUGGGUUUCCGCAUCACCGGUAACAAGAACGGCGAAUCGGAGUACGGCGAGUUCCCGUGGAUGUUGGCUGUACUGCGCGAGGAGCGCGUCGCUGACAACAAUCUGAACGUGUACGAGUGUGGCGCUUCGCUGAUUGCUCCGAACGUCGUACUGACCGCGGCCCACUGUGUGUUCAACAAGCAAAAGGAACAGCUGCUGAUCCGUGCCGGUGAAUGGGAUACGCAGACACGGGAUGAACUGUACCAACAUCAAGACCGACGUGUCGCUGAAGUUAUUACCCACGAAGCCUUCAACAAGGGUUCGCUGGCUAACGAUGUGGCUCUGUUGAUCCUGAACGAACCCUUCCUACCGGCCGAAAACGUACAGCCGAUCUGUCUGCCACCGAAGGGUACCUUGUUCGAUCGUAGCAAGUGUUUCGCUUCCGGCUGGGGCAAGAACGUGUUCGGCAAGGAGGGCAAGUACCAGGUGAUUCUGAAGAAGGUGGAGCUGCCGGUUGUUCCGCACGGUGAAUGUCAACAGUCGCUCCGUUCGACUCGACUUGGCAAACGGUUCGUGCUGCACCAAAGCUUCCUGUGUGCUGGUGGCGUUGCCGGACAGGAUACGUGCCGCGGUGACGGUGGCUCUCCACUCGUCUGCCCGAUUCCCGGUUCCCCGACGCACUACUACCAGGCCGGUAUUGUUGCGUGGGGUAUCGGGUGUGGUGAAAACGGAAUCCCCGGAGUGUACGGCAAUGUGGCCUUCUUCCGCGACUGGAUCGAUCAGCAGUUGGUGCAGCGCAGUAUUUUGGCUCGGGACUAUGUCUACACGCCAUAAGCGCACGUGUCCGGCACUGAGAAAAACAAGAGACAAACGUUUAUUAAUGUGCAGCAAAUACUUGUAUUAGGGUUGUAAUAAAAAAAUGAUAUAGUACAUAAAACUG